Rhincodon typus (whale shark) is the source of this 3901-nucleotide messenger RNA. It is a transcript of the gene rubcn, whose product is annotated as rubicon autophagy regulator. The coding region runs from base 395 to 3355 and encodes 986 amino acids. Gene Ontology annotation, molecular function: phosphatidylinositol phosphate binding. Gene Ontology annotation, biological process: negative regulation of endocytosis; negative regulation of autophagosome maturation. The transcript has 21 exons. Gene Ontology annotation, cellular component: early endosome; late endosome. Lineage: Eukaryota; Metazoa; Chordata; Chondrichthyes; Orectolobiformes; Rhincodontidae. The record is from RefSeq and is a predicted model, not a curated record.
UCCGGCAGGGGUCGGGGUGAGGUAGUGGCUGGUGUCCGGGAUGGGACGAGUUCAGGGUGAGGUAGUGGCUGGUGUCCGGUAGAGGUUCGGAGGUGAGGUACCGGCCACGAUAGGGUGGAGGCGGUAUUUUGUGUGAGUGCGGGAGGUGGGGCCUGGUACGAACCGCUUUCCGGGUCCGUUACUAGGACGGUUCGGAACGUGAUAUCACGUGGUGUGAAGGAGGGCGGAGGCGCGAGAGGGAGCGGCCGUGGGGAAGGAGCCUGUGGGUCGGUGGUUGCGACAUUGAGAGCUUCGGGAUGCGGUUCUGAUGAGCUGUGACGGAAUUUGAGAAGCCGCGGCGCAGAGAAUCGGCAUCUCCGAGAAUACCCAGAGAGUCGUCGCGGCUGGUGGUGACAUGUUGUCGACAUGGAGAGAGAAUAACUGGCACCAGGACAUGGAGAGCGCGGAGGAGGCGGAGUGCAGACAAGAACAGUGGAAACUUUUGGGAGGCCUGAAGACCACUGUGGAAGGGCUGCUGUCAACAAAUAACCCUAAUGUCUGGUCUAAGUAUGGAGGAUUGGAGCGUCUCUGCAAGGAUAUGAACAAGAUUUUGUGUCAUGGACUCCUGGAGGAUGAGGUAUAUUCACAGCAUAAAGAUUAUUGGCAAUUUAUAACUGAUUGUCACUGGGUCAGCCCUAGCCUUGUUCAUCAUACUGUGCAGAUUAUGGAGAAUGAUGCACAUUGUGUCCCAAAAAGUAAUCCACAGAAAGCCCAGUACUGGCUCCACCACAGCCUUCAGUUCCAUUCUCUCUCAUCACAGCUAAGGUCAUUGCUCAGCAACUGUGAAUACACUAGAAAAUUUUACAAAGAUACUGCUUUUCUGUUGAGCAAUCCCCAUGUGACUGCUAUGUUUCAGUGUUUGGAGGCUGUGGAACAGAAUAAUCCUAAAAUGUUAGCUCAGAUUGACACAUCCGUGUUUGCAAGGAAGUGUAACUCCCCGUUACCAAUGAUGAAAAGCCAAAGUCUGACUGCUCUUCCUGGAACCAAGUGCAUGCCCUCUGGAGGGGAAUGCCAGACAAGGCAUACGACCUCAUAUAACAACCUCUUGGCUCGUUGUACUAACUUGAAUGUUUCAGGUGGUGCACCACAGGAUUUCAUUACUGUCAAUAAUACUCAGCAAGCGUUAAAGAAGAGGGCUAAUUUGACAUUUUUUCCCGAUUCAACGGAUAAACCGGCAUUAGAUCAGUACUCUGGCGUCCACCAGUUUCGUGACAUCACUUCUAUGGAGCCAUUUUCUCCAGUCAGUGAGACAACUAUUAGUACCCCAGUUAGCCAUAGUGAGGAUUCUUCAGCUGAAGUACAGGAUGAGGGAUCAAGUGAAAUGGAUGAUGGACCAGAGUAUUUGGCUAUUGGAAAUCUGGGACGGAGGGAUCGCAGUUCAAGCCAGUGCAGUAAUAGCUCCUCCUCUUGUUCUGGCGGUUCACAGACACUAGUUCCUUCUGCCUGGCAGGUUCCUAAAAUCACCGUUAGCUGUAGUGAAUCUCUGCUGAAUCUUCCGAGACGUUCCAGCUUCUCAGAAACCCAGAAUCUGGAACGACAGGCUAGUUUCAAGAAGAGCCAUAGCCGAUCCCAUUCUGAUACUGGUAUAGCAACAACCAAGACAUCCGAGUCACACCUGGGAGUCAGAAACCUGAAGGAAAACAGUCCUUUCUCAGCUCGGAGUUGUCAGAUCAGUUCUCCUAUCUCUCCCUACCUGGAAGCUGAGGGUACCCAUUGCACACACAGUUCUGAUGGAAUGUUUCGCCGGCCAUCACAGGGCCAGUCUCUGAUCAGCUAUCUAUCAGAACAGGACUUUGGAAGUUGUGCAGAUUUGGAAAAGGAGAAUGCCCAUUUCAGUAUCUCUGAAUCACUGAUUGCUGCCAUUGAACUAAUGAAGUGCAACCUGAUGAAGAAACAGAUCAUGGAUGAUGAAGAUGAGGAUAGUGACAAAGAAAUAAGAGAACUAAAACAGAAAAUUCGUAUUCGACGACAGCAGAUCCGUACAAAAAACCUCCUGCCUGGAUUGAGGAGCACUGAGUCAGACACCUGCACCACAGAAAGUGGGUCCCCUAUCAGCUCCCGUGAUUCUGCGCCAUUAUCAGAUUCUGGAUCUACUGAUGGAGUGGAUGAAUUCGAAUUAAAAGAUUGUAUUGAUGAGUCAAACCUCAUUCACAUGUCAGCGAAUGGGCUCUCAGCAUCAAUGGCAUCAUUGUUUUCAGAUGCAGAUAUUAGAAAGAGUUUAGCUUCAAGGAGCAAAUCAGCGAUCAGCUCAGAGUCCAUUACAUUCUCAGUCCUUCAUUCCAACUCAGCUGAGGCAGUUGCCAUGGGCCUGCUAAAACAGUUUGAGGGGAUGCAGCUUCCUGCUGCCUCUGAGCUAGACUGGUUGGUUCCAGAGCACGAUGCUCCUCAGAAGCUUUUGCCAAUUCCAGACUCUCUUCCGGUAUCUCCCGAUGAUGGUGAGCAUGCUGAUAUUUACAAACUGCGAAUUAGAGUGCGAGGAAAUUUAGAAUGGGCUCCACCUCGGCCUCAAAUCAUCUUCAACAUUCACCCACCGCCCAAGAGAAAGGUGGUUGUUGUCAAACAAAAUUACCGCUGUGCAGGAUGUGGUAUCAAAGUGGAGCCAGACUACAUAAAGAGACUACGGUAUUGUGAAUAUCUGGGGAAGUAUUUCUGUCAGUGCUGUCAUGAGAAUGUCCAGUCGGUGGUUCCAAGCCGCAUAUUGCGGAAAUGGGAUUUCAGCAAGUAUUAUGUCAGUAACUUUUCCAAGGAUUUGCUGAAUAAAAUAUGGAAUGAUCCACUCUUCAAUGUUCAGGACAUUAACAAUGCUUUAUAUCGAAAAGUGAAGUCUCUGGAUCAAAUCCAUAUGUUGAGAAUCCAGCUUGUUCACAUGAAGAAUUUAUUCAAAACAUGCCGGUUGGCAAAACAACUCUUGGAUAACUUUGACACAGAACCAGGUCACCUUACUGAGGAUCUUCACUUGUAUUCACUAAAUGAUCUCACUGCUGUGAAGAAAGGGGAAUUGGCUGGUAGGUUGAAGGAACUUGUGAAGAUAGGAGCAGCACAUGUGGAGAGCUGCAUGCUUUGUCAGGCAAAAGGCUUCAUCUGUGAAUUCUGUGGUGAUGGCACUGAUAUUAUCUUUCCUUUUGAACUGCACAAAUGUAAACGAUGUGAAGAAUGUAAAGCGUGUUAUCAUAAGUCCUGCUUUAAAUCAGAUCAGUGUCCCCGCUGUGACCGGUUACAGGCACGUAAAGAACUCCUUGCCAAACAGACCAUAGAAUUGUAUUUGGAGUCGGAAGGUGAAGAGGAAUCGAGUUCACAGAGUACAAGUUGUGAUUGAGCAGGAAGACAGCAAAUAUUAACAAAACUACUUGAAAAUUUGGAUUGAAGCAGUGUUGACUUCAUGCACUUUUUAUUAAAGUUGGCGCCAUAGGCUUCACCUAUACUAAAGUUAUAAUGAAAAUGCUAUUUAUUGCCUUCCAGGAAUGUAAACUUUAGUGAUGGUGUGCUAUUGAUCUAAUUGUUAACAAUGUACAUUUGUCCCUGAUGCUGAACAUUUUUUAUUUUACAUGUUUUUAGGUGUAUUAAGUGUUUUUGCAUGAAUGUUUAAAGACUGUUUUUGGAAGGAGGAGACUAUUAAAUCCUGAGCAGUUCUGGUAUUCUGUGUAUCAUACUACAAGUUGCAUUUCAGGAUUAGCCUAUAUUCUUGCCAGAAUGAGGGAGCUUUCAGUCGGCUGAGUAGUUAUUCUUGUCAUUCAUCUGUUUUCAUCCACUUUCUUUCCAUUUUGGCUAAAGGCACAUACAUGGAGUUCUUGAAGAUGCACUUAAUCUAUGUAAACAAAAGUUCUCAUCCCUGGUAUUGUAAUAAAAUUUCCUAUGGCAUUGA